AUGGUGUGCCUGUUGAAGCGACUGGUCCUGGCGACCAUUCUUGUGGUCUCGUGCUCGGCGGCGGCGGCUAUCACUUUCUUCUUCGCCCCCUUGUGGGGCCUCAUGCUACUGGGCGUGCCCAUCUUCAUGGGCGUCUACCUCUGCAUUACGGCGUUCACCGGGGAUCCCGAGAUGGGCGGCUGGCCGAGUCUGAGGAGGAAGAAGAACGAGCUCGGCGAGAAGGACGCCCCACUCGACCAGAACCAGCCACAGCCACCCACCGAAGCUCCUCUCCCUUGGGAGCGCGGCUACCACGCCAAGUUCAAGAGCUUGGCCCGGGUGGAGUUUGCCCGAGAGCGGCUGGAGCACCUCUACGCCCGAUACCGCACCGCGCCCGGUGGUGAGGAUGACAACAGCGAGGACGAGGACGAAGACAUUGACGGCAUUCGACGGUCCGGCAUUGAGCUCAUGAGCAGCGAUGUGGGCGUUGAUCCCGACGACGUACGCACAUCACCCCGCAUGCCCGCGACCGUAAGCUUCCUUCCACCGGCUGACCUGUUUUUUUCCCUCCCCGCGUCUAGCCGCUCGUGCCUGGUGCUCACCUGGCGACUGGCGGCCAAGACCAUGGGCAUGUUCACGCACGACGAGUUUAUCUCCGGCCUUCAAGCGCUGAAGGUGGAUUCCGUCCCCAAGCUGCGCCACCUCUUCGAGCGCCAGCUGCCAGCGGACUUGAAGAACCCCGCCACGCUGCAGGAGAUCUGGCGGUUCGCCUUCGCCUAUGCCAAAGGGAAGGACGACGCCAAGAUUAUCGACCUGAACGUGGCCGAGGUGCUGAUCACGCUGCUGCUCCAGCCGCCAGCUCACGACUACCCCCACGUGCAGCCAUUCCUCGAAUUCCUGUCCCAGCAAACGUCGUGCAAGGCGUUGAAUCUGGACCAGUGGACCAACCUGUUGGACUUCCUGACGCACACCAAGGCCGACCUGUCCAUCUACGACGAGGCAGCUGCCUGGCCGGUUCUCUUUGACGAGUACGUGGAGUGGGCGAGGAAGAACCGUCAGUGA
Molecule: messenger RNA, 1041 nt
Organism: Acanthamoeba castellanii str. Neff
Lineage: Eukaryota; Discosea; Longamoebia; Acanthamoebidae
Product: defective in cullin neddylation 1, putative
Exons: 7
Coding region: 1-1041 (346 amino acids)
Biological process (GO): positive regulation of ubiquitin-protein transferase activity; protein neddylation
Cellular component (GO): ubiquitin ligase complex
Molecular function (GO): cullin family protein binding; ubiquitin-like protein binding; ubiquitin conjugating enzyme binding
Source: RefSeq, a predicted model, not a curated record